Molecule: messenger RNA, 1867 nt
Organism: Asterias rubens (European starfish)
Lineage: Eukaryota; Metazoa; Echinodermata; Asteroidea; Forcipulatida; Asteriidae
Product: UDP-D-xylose:L-fucose alpha-1,3-D-xylosyltransferase 1-like
Exons: 4
Coding region: 163-1212 (349 amino acids)
Cellular component (GO): Golgi apparatus
Molecular function (GO): glycosyltransferase activity
Source: RefSeq, a predicted model, not a curated record
UUGUCAUAAUACAAGGAAAUGUACGUAUGGAUUCGAAUGACUUUACGAUCUGAGUAGCAGUACUACAAAUAACAACUGAUCGGAACACAACAAGGAGUUCAGAAUCGAAAAAGCUGGUGUUUUUCGAUUGCGGAGACUGACAAACCAGGCUGAAAGAGAAAAAUGAAGAGAAGCAUGUUCAGAUCGAGGUGGCGGACGUGUUGUACGGUCACAAUGAUCAUUAGUGUAGUGAAUUUCAUUGGCGUAUGCAAACUGUCCAAUUUCUGUGAGUUUCCUUCGGUUCAAGAUAAGCCAAAGCUUCCGCAUGGAUUCAAUAAAAAAGAUGUCCAAAUUGAUGCGAAUAUCAAUCAGAACGUUACUAGAGAGGUUCAUGUGAAUCUAUCCAUUGAUCUUAAGGGUACAAUCUUACCGGUGACACACAUUCUAGACAUCGCUGCUCAAAAUGCUUCCAUAUCAAAGGAGAGUAUACUAAUCCCACCGUGCACUUUGGGUGAUGUGCAAAAAAGGAAGAAUACAGUUGUCUUGACAACGACAAACGCAGCUUUUAUCGACUUUGCUGAUAAUUUUUUGGAAAGCGUUAGGCUAACGAAGACAUGUCCUAACAUCACCAUAAUUGCAGAAGAUGAUUUCACGUCUCAACACUAUGAGAAGAGAACUGGAGCAGGACUUUACAUCUUAAAGACAAACUCCGGCAAGACAUCCUCAGGGAGACUACAGUUCGACUCCGAAGACUACAGGAAAUUUGUGAACAAACGCCCGUCCUACAUCUUAUCAUUUUUGGAGAAAGGUUACAAUGUCUUAUUCACUGAUGUAGAUAUGUUCUGGUUGAAAGAUCCUUUUCCAUUUUUCGACGGUGAUUUUGAUAUGGCCUUGGCAAGAGAUUCUGCUAGGUUUUUCUGCGCCGGUUUCGUCUAUUACAAAUCAACUAAAACCACAAUCAAAUUCUUAAAAGUUUGGAUCGAUUUCAUGAAGUCAGACCCUAAGCUUACUCCCGACCAGGAAGUCAUGAGUGAAUUUCUCACCAAGAAAAAAGUACCAGGGUUAAAACUGAAGAUCUUAAGUUCAGAUAAUUUUCCAAACGGUGCACUUUUCUUCGAUGACAAAAAACAGCAGACGAAAAACAAAGAUGUCGUGGUUGUGCAUAACAAUUUCAUUAAGGGACAUGACGUUAAAAUCGAAAGGUUUAAAAGGGUCAACAUGUGGCUUGUAUAGGUUGGGGAUAGUCUCCUAUAGGUAUCACCUUCGUCUACGCAGUUCUGAUCAAGAUAGUACAUUUCGGAGAGCAUUAGUUGCCGGUUUAAGCGUCAACAAAAUGUGUUUCAGAAAUUUUGAAACUAAUUUUGGUUUUGGUCUGAAUUAGUCUGUGUCAUUGUUUUGCUAGUACAACUUUGAAAUUUUGUUUGAUUCGAAACAAUAAUUCCAAUUUUCUGCUAGUAGACAUUUUUGAAAUUUGCGCUGUACACUUUCGGACCUCAUUUGCAAUAGAACGAAGGAUAAAAACCAAAAGCAAUAAAUAAGCAAUGGCAAGCUUCAUCCUACUCCUGAGUAGAUGUUUGUAGAUGAGCCCAGCUCUAUGUCAGGUUCGAUGAUUUUGUUUUAUUCGUCUUGCACAAAGCUGGGUGCGACUUGAGCUACAUGUAUAGUAUUUCUAAAGGCGAGAGAUUCCAGUUGAUUUGUGAAGAUGUUGAAAAACGACAAUACCCAAUAAGUUGCGUGUAUAUCGCCUGACCUCGAUGGCCUUACUGGAGUAGUACGAAGCGGACUUCCGUAUGAUGCAUUUUGUUGAGCUCGUUUUGUUAAAGCCAUUGGACACUUUCGGUAAACAGUAUUGUCCAAGGCCCACACUUCAUGUAUCACAACUUAUAUA